Messenger RNA from Rotaria sordida, 312 nucleotides. The record is from the annotation of a GenBank genome assembly. Lineage: Eukaryota; Metazoa; Rotifera; Eurotatoria; Philodinida; Philodinidae.
AUGUUUCAAACAACAUUAUGUCACAACAUUGAAUUUAGUGGUGCCAGUGCAACAGAAUUUAAACAAUUAGAAUUCAGAGUUGAUGGUAAAAAUGGUACAGCAACCUAUCUACUCGUGGCAACAAAUGUUGAUAAAAGUUAUAAGGUGACAGUAUGCUAUGCAUAUCAUCAUAUUGAUCAACAUAUUUUGGAUCAUGGAGGAUUUACUAUGCAAACAGCUGAUAUAACACUUGAUUGGAUGAGAGUAAAAUCGUGCAAAAGUUUAGCAACUAUGUUACCAUCGAACUUAGUACCACAACUAAUUUAUGAAUAG